AUGCUCUCAGCUCGCCUGCUACGACGUCAGCUGCUGUCCAGCGCGCGCUGCCCGCCCUCGGCCCUGCGCCAGCUGCACGCGGCCCCAAAGGAGAAGCUCUUCGAUAAGAUCCUGGUGGCCAACCGCGGCGAGAUCGCCGUACGCGUCAUGCGCACGUGCAAGAAGCUGGGCAUUAAGACAGUGGCCGUGUACUCAGAGCCCGACGUGAACUCAGUGGCCGUGCGUAUGGCUGACGAGGCCGUGUGCGUCGGGCCCGCGCCGUCGAGUCAGAGCUAUCUGAGCAUCCCAAAGAUCGUGGAGGCCGUCAAGGCCACUGGCGCGCAGGCUGUGCACCCGGGCUACGGCUUUCUAUCGGAGAAUAAAGACUUCUGUGAGGCCUUGGAGGCCAUUGGAGUGGCGUUUAUCGGUCCUGGCCACGAGGCCAUCCAGGCCAUGGGCGACAAGAUCGAGUCCAAGCAGUUGGCCAUGGACGCAGGUGUCAAUACGAUCCCAGGCUUCCUCGGGGAGAUCGACACGCCCGAUGAGGCAGUCAAAGUGGCCCAGGAGAUCGGAUAUCCGGUCAUGAUCAAGGCCAGUGCCGGCGGAGGCGGCAAAGGCAUGCGCGUCGCCUACAACGACGAAGAGGUGCGUAUGGGCUACCGUCUGUCGAAGGAGGAGGCGGCCAGCAGCUUCGGAGACGACAGGAUGUUCCUCGAGAAGUUUAUCGAAGACCCACGUCACAUUGAGAUCCAGUUAAUCGCAGACUCGCACGGCAACGUGGUGGCCUUGCCAGAGAGAGAAUGCUCCAUCCAACGCCGUAACCAGAAGGUUAUUGAAGAAGCGCCGAGUGUGCUGCUGGAUCCGGAGACGAGAUUGGCCAUGGGCAAACAGGCCGCGAUGCUAGCCAGGAAGGUGGGCUACGUAAGUGCCGGUACGGUCGAGUUUCUGUGUGAUAAGCACAAGAAUUUCUACUUUUUGGAGAUGAACACGCGUCUACAAGUGGAACAUCCCGUCACGGAGCUGAUCUCGAAGGUGGAUCUGGUGGAACAGAUGAUCCGCGUGGCGGCCGGCCAUGAACUGCCCAAGGAGUUGGUCAAGGGGCCAGUAAAGAUCCACGGCUGGGCUAUGGAGAGCCGAGUGUACGCUGAAGACCCACUGCGCGGCUUCCUGCCGUCUAUCGGGCGACUUCUGCAGUACGAGGAACCUGCUCACCUCCCUGGUGUGCGUGUGGACUCUGGAGUGAACGAAGGCAGCGACAUCUCCAUGUUCUACGAUCCAAUGAUCUCCAAGCUCAUCACGUACGGCAAGGAUCGUCCUGAAGCCUUGAAUCGCAUGAAGACGGCGUUGGACAACUACGUUAUCCGCGGUCCUGGCAACAACGUCUCCUUCCUACAAGAUGUCUAUCGUCAUCCUCGUUUCGUGAGCGGAAAAAUCACCACGAAAUUCAUCGAGGAAGAGUAUCCGGAUGGAUUCGAUGGUGUGAAGCUGACAGCACCCGAAGUUGAGGAUCUCCGCGUCGUCGGAGCCAUCAUGCACUUGAAGAAGGCGAUGGCCAGUAGCCAGAUCUCGGGUCGUAUUCAAUCGACACCUGCAGAAGGUUUCGGCUCGUUCGACUCGCUUAACGAGGACGAGCUGGAGUUUAUUUCUAACCGAGCGGGAGUUGUUCCUCGUCUGCGAGCGAUCGCCCCCGGUCUAUCGUCUAAGGAUCUGAUCGCUCUAGCUGAACGCAACGACCUCAAGAACUUGGGAGCUCAGCUGUCUGUUAGUAUUGACGGGCCAUUUGGAGAGUCCAAGCCUGUGGUUGUAGUGGAAGUCGAGGUCGAGAACAAGCGACACCGUACCGAAACAGCGACGCUGGCUUUGGUGGACAACAAGUGGCACGUUGUGGGCAAUGUGGAUUGGUCACUCAACGGGCCGCUGUUCAAGGCGUCGUACGCAAAGCAGGACGGAGCAGCUGACCAGCCGUUGGCGUCUCAAAUGCUGCAGACACUGCCCGAGGGAUUCCGUCUUCAAUUCCACGGCGCUGUCCACGACGUGGUUGUGCGAAAUGAGCUGGAAGCUGCGUACGGGAAGCACAUGCAGCCGAAGCCCGAGGUCGACACGUCCAACUUGUUGCUAUGUCCAAUGCCUGGUAUGCUCAUUUCAGUGGCAGUGGAGGUCGGCCAGGACGUGGAACUCGGCCAAGAACUGGCCGUCGUGGAAGCCAUGAAGAUGCAGAACGUACUUCGUUCCGAAAAGAGAGGCGUCAUCAAGAGCAUUAAGCGUGCUGCAGGCGACUCCCUCAAGGUGGACGAGAUCAUUCUGGAGUAUGAAUAA
Messenger RNA from Phytophthora nicotianae INRA-310, 2295 nucleotides. RefSeq names its product acetyl-CoA carboxylase, biotin carboxylase subunit. The transcript has a single exon. The record is from RefSeq and is a predicted model, not a curated record. NCBI's taxonomy places the organism in Eukaryota, Oomycota, Peronosporomycetes, Peronosporales, Peronosporaceae. Gene Ontology annotation, cellular component: mitochondrion. Gene Ontology annotation, molecular function: metal ion binding; ATP binding; propionyl-CoA carboxylase activity. Bases 1 to 2295 code for a protein of 764 amino acids.